AUGUCAAGCACUCAUAUCAGGCACAAGCACUCGUGCCCUUCUAUGUCUGUUCAACUGCUGUCUCAUCUCCAGUGGGGCUCAGACGAGAGUGGCAAGGGGAGGCCUUCUUCGUCACUUCAGGCUCACACCAAGGACGCCUUUAGAUGCCUAACCAAAGAGCUGGAUGCCUGCGCCAUGAACCUAGAGAUGACAAUGGACAGUAUUGGCAGUUUGCAUGGUGGGAGCAGCCAUGAGCAGGAUCUGAUGAGCAGCCACAGCCCUCACCACCACCACCACCACCACCGGAGGAUCCACCAGGAGCUGUCCAAUCCGUCGUCUAGGUCUGCGAUGGUCUCCAGCAUGGCUUCCAUCCUGGAUGGGACUGGGGACUACCGUCCCGAGCUGUCUAUCCCUUUGCACCAUGCCAUGAGCAUGCCCUGUGACUCCUCACCACCUGGGAUGGGCAUGAGCAGCACCUACACCACCCUAACGCCACUCCAGCCAUUGCCCCCUAUCUCCACCGUGUCUGACAAGUUCCACCACCCUCAUCACCAUCCCCACCAUCACCACCACCAUCACCACCAGCGGCUCUCUGGCAACGUCAGUGGCAGCUUCACCCUCAUGAGGGAUGACAGGGGUAUCCCCUCCAUGAACAACCUGUACAGCCCCUACAAGGACAUGACUGGCAUGGGGCAGAGCUUGUCCCCCUUGACAGGCAACGGUUUGGGCUCCAUCCACAACAGCCAACAGAGCCUGCACAACUAUGGACCACCUGGGCACGACAAGAUGCUCACUCCAAACUUUGAUGCCCACACUGCCAUGCUGGCAAGAGGCGAUCAGCACCUCGCCAGGGGGCUGGCUACCCCUCCCUCUGCCAUGAUGUCUCACCUCAAUGGGAUACACCAUCCUGGCCACCCAGGUCAUGCUCAAUCUCACGGGCCCGUGUUGACUUCCAACCGUGACAGGCCACCCUCCUCCUCUGGGUCCCAGCUGAGCAACUCUGGACAGUUGGAAGAGAUUAACACCAAAGAAGUGGCGCAGAGAAUCACAGCCGAACUCAAAAGGUACAGCAUCCCCCAGGCUAUCUUUGCCCAGAGGGUGCUGUGCCGGUCGCAGGGUACCCUCUCAGACCUUCUAAGGAACCCCAAACCUUGGAGUAAACUGAAAUCUGGCAGGGAGACCUUCAGGAGGAUGUGGAAGUGGCUGCAAGAGCCUGAAUUCCAAAGAAUGUCAGCUCUCAGGCUUGCAGCUUGCAAACGCAAAGAACAAGAACCGAGCAAAGAUCGAAACAACAGUCAGAAGAAAUCCCGGCUGGUUUUCACAGACCUCCAACGCAGAACACUGUUUGCCAUCUUCAAGGAAAACAAGCGUCCAUCCAAAGAAAUGCAGAUCACUAUUUCUCAGCAGUUGGGUUUGGAACUCAAUACAGUCAGUAACUUCUUCAUGAAUGCCAGGAGACGGAGCUUAGAAAAAUGGCAGGACGAUUUAAGUACAGGGGGAAGCUCAUCAAACUCCAGCACUUGUACCAAAGCAUGA
Messenger RNA from Nanorana parkeri, 1515 nucleotides. RefSeq names its product one cut homeobox 2 (gene ONECUT2). The coding region runs from base 1 to 1515 and encodes 504 amino acids. Lineage: Eukaryota; Metazoa; Chordata; Amphibia; Anura; Dicroglossidae. Gene Ontology annotation, biological process: regulation of transcription by RNA polymerase II. Gene Ontology annotation, molecular function: DNA-binding transcription factor activity, RNA polymerase II-specific; RNA polymerase II cis-regulatory region sequence-specific DNA binding. The record is from RefSeq and is a predicted model, not a curated record. The transcript has 3 exons. Gene Ontology annotation, cellular component: nucleus.